This is a messenger RNA of Diabrotica balteata, 6181 nucleotides long. Lineage: Eukaryota; Metazoa; Arthropoda; Insecta; Coleoptera; Chrysomelidae. The record is from the annotation of a GenBank genome assembly.
AAAUAAGUGACAGUUUGAUUUGUUUAAAAAAAAAGUCGAUCAGAAAUACAACAAAUUUUGAACAGGUGUAUUUGUUAAAAAAUUAAAUACAAUUGUAGCAAAUCUGGAUGAAAAAGAAGAAACAAUGAUUGCUGCCUCAAAUCCACAGGAAUAUGUUCCAAGUGGCCGGCAGCAAGCAUUUCGUCACCCCGGCCCAUUAGAAUCUUCUGUAAAGUAUAGUCAAGAACAUUUUGAUGAAUUAAUAUUAAAUAAAUUCGAAAAAGUCUCAUUAGCAGAUACAAAGGGAACAGAAUGGUGGAUAUUGAGAAAGGCUCCUUUGCAAAGUACUUUAAAGAAAGAAUCAGGUGAAGAUAAUAAAAAUGAUGGGAGUCACUAUCCAGUUAGUUAUAAAAGGAGGCUGACUGACAGUUGGGAUGAGGGUAGUAGUUUUAAAUCCAAUAGUGAUGGAAGUUUUAGUAAAUCUAGGAGAGGAACAAAUACCUCACCAAAAUAUUCUGAGGUAAAACCAAAUCAAUUUGAAUUCAGUAAGGUCAAAUAUAAUAAAAUUAGCCCAAAUGUUUCAAAUUUCUCCACAAAAUUUGAUUCUACAUAUAUGGAAGAUGAACUAUAUGUUAAUGGACAUGUAGUUGUUUGGUCCAGAGGUUUAGUAAACAAUUAUGACGAUUUAGACAAUGGCAGGAAGACUGUAUGUUGUUACACAUCUGAGUCUCCAGUACAACAGGCACUCUGGUGCACCUUUCACUGUGUUUGUCCACUUUUUCGAAAUCCAUUGGAUAUGGUGUCUGAUGAGCCUUCUGGGAGUCCAAUUGAAGCAGUUUGUAUCACAGAUUCUCAUAAUAUUAACGUUUACACUCCCAAAGGAGAAUAUUAUUCAGUGUCUGUGCCAUUUAUUAUAGAUAAAUUGUGGAGUACUAAAUAUGGAAUAUUUAUAACAAAGGAAAAUAAAAGCUUUCCUAAAGAUCAUAUUUAUGAAACUAGAGCAACAGUAUAUUCUUUAGCUUAUCCAUUAGAUGACAUUUGUCCAGUAAUUGUGAACAAAUCUGGAGCUUCAAGUAUUCUAAACAAUCCUCUUAUGGAAGUGGUAUUUACAAGUGACAGCCCCAGUAUUUGCAUGAUAUAUGAUUCUAAUUCCAAACAACACAGUAUAUAUAGGAUAAGAAAAGUUAGACUUGAUGAUAUAGAGUUUGGAGAUAGAAUCGAAAAUAUUUCUGCUACUCAAUCUAAAAAGCUAAAAAAGGUACUCUCUGCAUGGGAAAAUUUAGUGAGCCCAAGAAAAAGUUCAUCCACACCUGUGAAUACUAAUAUAUCAAACAUGGGUCAUUUACCCACAUCCAGGUCUCAAAGUUCAAUGGCAAUGAUGAGUCGGUGUCAAUCUCCAGCUGUUUCUUCUAACAGUCCAUGGCAAGCGCAGAAUUCUAAACUUGAUACGAGUUUAAAAAAUUCGACAAUAUCUGAUAAGUCUUACUUCGAUUUAUCUAAAAAUGUGUCAUAUCUUCAUGCCAAUCCCACUGUUUGUUUGGAUUAUUUGUGGACUGACACCUAUUCAGUACAAGAUAUUAACACUGCAGCUGGUGCAUCUAAGGUAUUUUUAAUGGAUGACAUCAUGGACCAAAAAUAUUUGUGUUAUAUUCUAGAGUCUAGAUCUCAGUUAUCAAUAGUUAGAGUUGAUAUUCGGAAUAACGAUAUGAAAUUUGGAAUAUUAACGAGUAUUAGUGCGAAAGAUGCUGCCCCGAUACCACAUUUACAUAUGUUAGCCAUUUUGGAACAUAGCGGUAAUGUUAGUCUGUAUUCAGGAUUAAAUAUUAUUGGCAAAUUACAUAUAGGAGGUACUUUAGCACAACAUAUGCCUUCGCCGAUUGUAAAUCGAAACAUCCUACAAGUUACCUCUCCAUUUCCAAGACGCAGUAGUUUGCUGCCUCAUGUGAAAUCGCCGGAUGCUAAAUUUGAAGAACAUCUAUUAUCUCCGGUAUUAGCUGCAGUGCCAGUUCCAAAAAAACCUGUGAUUCAGAUGAACGUUAAGGAACGAAAUAACCAAAAAGUCUUUUUAACCGGUCUUAUAGAUGCCAUAGAAAACAGAGUAACGUUAAAAUACUCGGAUGGUACUUUUUAUAGAAUUACUCUACCAAGUAUGGCUUCAAGUUCUUUGAUCGAAAGUUGCUUAGGUGCUUUACGGCACACCUUGGAAAAGGAUCCAGCAACGGUAUUGUUGUGUCGAUGGUACUCCACGAAAAAUGUCAUAGGAUCUAAGAAUAUUACGUUUGAACAGGAAUGGAAGAUGUUUAGUUCGUUGCUUUUUGAGCUUUUGGGUUACGAGGACGAACAGUACAGUGAAAGCUCCCUAGAACUCCCAACAACUCCAGCCAGCAUGAGGAAAAAACAAAAAUAUUCAGAAGGAACCGAUGAUGACUGGACCUAUCUCUGCAAUUCCGACUACAAACAAAUUUUUGGAAACCUCAAUACCACACUUAAACUCGAAAUUCCUAUAUCUAAAGUAAAAGAAGAAACCAAAAGUCGAGAGAGUAUUAACUCAAAAGGACUGUUAUUUCCGUAUAUGAAGAUUAUCUUGGAGAUCUUGCACUUGGUGUAUGAAGAUCUCAAGCUGAAUACUCUAAGGACGGAGGAAUUAUUACCUUUAAUGACUUUUCUCAACAAAUUGUCUGUGGACUUGAAUCUAUCUGAUUAUAAUUUACAUUAUUGGAUGGACUUUCCGGAUCGCGCAAUUCUGACAGAAAGAUCUGUAAUACCACCAGAUAAGAUGAAAAACAUCCACUCUGCAUCGAAAGAGUCACCUUUCAGUAUUUUUAAAUACAUUUAUGAAAAGAUUGAAGGGAAAACUGUAGAACCGUGUCCAUAUUUAAACACGAUCAAUUCUAGAUCAGCAGAUAUAAUUCAGAAUUUUAUAUUUCAGUUGUGCGAUAUGCUCGCAGACUCGAAAACAUAUGCAUCUGAGGAAAUGUCAAUGGAAACAACUUUGGAGGAACCAACUGCUUUGGAAAAAAUGGUAUUGCUCAUGGUAGACAUGAAAAUAAACACCAGCUAUAUCGAAACUCUACCUUAUUCGAUUUAUUAUCUUCUCUACGACGCUUUGUGGAAAUGCAGAGAAAACCCUCCACCUGGUUGGCCUGCUGAAGCUUACCUACUAAUUUGGAGGGAAGAUUUGGCUGCUGAAGCUGUGAAGAUAGAAAAAGAAAAAACCGAAUCGUCUGAGGAAUUACUUGAAAUGUGCAAGAACAUACAAAUGGAAAGGCAUGGUUUUAAGACAGACGCAGAGCCAGUGGAUGGAAUGGAAGACCUAGUAAAUUCCCUUAUGAAGCUACGCUUUAAUGAUGACGUCAGAGUAAAUGAAGCUAGAAAAAUGCUUCAGAGUUCGAGACCUGUACCUAUCGUUCUAACCCAAAGACCUGAUGUGUCUGAUCACGAUUUUAUCGAAGAACAAGAAAAACAUCUGUACGGGAUUUGUAUAAGGACUAUGGCUUUACCGGUUGGAAGGGGUAUGAUAACUCUUCGUACAAUAAGUCCAGUUAUUACAGAGCCUCUUCCGGCUCCAGCUUUAUGCUUGAUAGGAAAGGCUCCUCCAAGAGGUACCACUGUAGACUUAAAUCAUAUCGAUAUACCUGCAAAUAUGAAUUUGUGGCCGCUCUUCCACAACGGAGUAGCAAAUGGAUUGAGGAUAACUCCAGAUGCGCACAAUAUCGACAAUACUUGGAUUAUUUUUAAUAAAGGCAAAGGAGGAGGUAACGAUGGACAAAUGGAGCACGCAGGAUUUUUGCUGGCUUUGGGAUUAAAUGGACAUUUAAAGAACUUAGCCUUUAAUAGCACUUUCAACUAUUUAGAAAAACUACAUGAGAUGACUAGUGUUGGUAUACUUUUAGGUCUCUCUGCCGCAUUUAGAGGUACUGCCCAUCCUUGCCUUACUAAAACCUUAGCAAUUCACGUCGAAGCCUUGCUUCCUCCGACGUCUAUGGAGCUUGACAUUCCCCAAACUUUACAGGUGGCUGGCCUGUUAGGUAUAGGUUUGGUAUAUCAAGGAACCGCUCACAGGCAUAUGACCGAAGUCUUGCUGACUGAAAUUGGCAGACCUCCAGGACCAGAAAUGGAGAAUAGCGUCGAUAGAGAGUCGUAUUCUUUGGCAGCAGGUUUAGCUUUAGGGUUAGUUACGUUAAAACAUGGUGAGACUCCCUCUGGAUUAUCAGACUUGAACGUACCUGAUACUUUACAUUACUACAUGGUCGGAGGAAACAAACGGCCGCUUAUAGGCUCGCAAAAAGACAAAUAUAAAACACCGUCUUUCCAAAUUCGCGAAGGAACGUCAGUAAAUCUAGACGUCACAGCUCCAGGUUCUACUCUCGCCUUAGGAUUGAUGUAUUUGGGUACUGGGAAUAAAGCCGUCGCCGAUUGGAUGGCCCCUCCUCAAACGCAGUAUUUACUAGAUUUUGUAAGACCCGACUUCUUAUUGUUAAGGAUUUUAUCCAGAUCUCUUAUUUUAUGGAACGAUAUCGAACCAACCAAAGACUGGGUUGAAUCUCAAGUACCAUCCACUAUAAGACCGCAUUGUAUGGUUCAACCAUUGCAUAAUUUAAACGUAGACUAUGAAGCAAUGAACCAAGCCUACUGUAACAUAGUAGCGGGUGCAUGUUUCGCUCUAGGCCUUAAAUUCGCGGGUACUGCCGAUGAAGAAGCAUUUGAAACGCUAUUUUACUUUUGCCAUAUGUUUACUUCGCUUACGGGGAAAUCUAUAGCAGAAUUGGCCGGAAAAUCUACAAUAGAAACUUGCUUGAACGUUUUGUUGCUGUCAGUAUCAAUGGUAAUGGCUGGUACGGGAAGUUUAGAAAUUAUGAGAUUAGUACGUCAUCUGCGAAGACGAGUUGGUGUCUCAAGCAGUCCUGUAGUUACAUACGGUUCUCAUUUAGCCAUACAUAUGGCUUUAGGGUUAUUGUUUUUAGGAGGCGGUCGCUACACUCUCUCAAAUUCUUCUGCUAGUGUUGCGGCGCUUAUUUGUGCCUUUUAUCCAAAAUUUCCUACACACAGUAAUGACAAUAGAUAUCACUUACAAGCUUUUCGCCACUUGUAUGUGUUAGCUGUGGAACCUCGGUUAAUAAUACCCAAGGAAGUUCAGUUGGGAGAAAUUUGCUAUGCAAAUUUAAGAGUGGUGAAACUCAACGGUUAUACUAUUAAUAUUAAGGGACCUGGAAUUAUACCUGAUUUAAACACAUUAACAAAAGUUGAAGUUCACGACGAAAGAUAUUGGCCAGUGGUGUUCGAGAGGGGCAAAAACUGGACUUUACUAGAAAAAAUUGUUUCUACCACAGGCUGCAUAGAAGUUAAACAACGUGCUGGUUGUCUAAGCUAUAUUCUGGACAAAUUUGGAUAUCGCAGUCAAUUGGCGCGAACACUUACACAUUCUAUGGUUACCCCGUGGGACCCGUCGCCUACUUCUACCAUUACUUGGUUUACGUCAGAUAAAUCGAUCAAAUUGUUUUGUAAACAUUUUCUAACGACUGACAAAUCUACAGAAUCGAGUGCAGUAGAAGCUAGACUAAGACAAGCUCUCUCGAAGAUAACGUACGAUGCUGUAGUGAAGGAUAAGCUAAUUGUGAUAGUAAUAUUUAUUGCCUUAGUUAAGAUAAUUUCAGAUCUUGAACAGAAUCCAUUCCCUAUGAACAUUUGGCAGUUCAAAAUCAUCCAAAGUCAUAUUAUGAAAAGCAGAUGUAAUCAUUUACUAUCUAAAGAAAUAAUUCUCUCGUUUCGUCAAGAAUUUCUUGAAGUAUUCGACAAAUGGGAAUCCGAUUUGAAACCUUUAUUACAAAGGUUUAUAAGGGGGGAUAAAUUCGAAGAUGAUCUAGAUAGUGUACUAAUGAAAAAGUUGUGUUCUUAUGUGGUUUUCUUCGAUUUUCCAUGGAACUAUAACGUAGAGAACCAACAAUAUUUAGAAAUGUUACAGAAUUUGAUGAAAGGUGGUUUAAAAAUAGAGGCUGUUUUGAGGAUAAUGAAGACGAUUUCCUAACUUUAGAUAGAAGUGUUUUAACCAAAGUAUGGUUAAGCAUCAUUUAUGUUUAUAUUGUCUAAUAGAAUUUUUAAGGGCGAAGAUAAUGAAAUGUGAUGUUAAAAGUAAUGAAAUUUUGUACAUUAAAUUAUUUUCUUUUGAUUAUUGUUAUCUUUUGGUACUAUAAAGUAAUUUUUU